AUGGCCACCUCGGGCAGCGCCCUCAAGCAGCGACAGCUGACCCAGCUGCAUUCACAGCUCGCUCAGCUUUCCAACAACCUCUCCGACACCGAGAACCUUCUCCGGAUGACCAGUGUCCAGGCGGAAUGCAUGCGAGGACUUGGUAGCUGGCACGGUGGACUCUUCAUGGCGGCGAGUAAGGUCCUGGGCGAGGAGUCUGUGAAGGAGCAGGCCCCGCAACAGGGUGGCGGGCAGAAGUGA
Messenger RNA from Diaporthe citri, 240 nucleotides. RefSeq lists its product as uncharacterized. The transcript has 3 exons. Gene Ontology annotation, cellular component: DASH complex. Gene Ontology annotation, biological process: attachment of spindle microtubules to kinetochore. The coding region runs from base 1 to 240 and encodes 79 amino acids. The record is from RefSeq and is a predicted model, not a curated record. Lineage: Eukaryota; Fungi; Ascomycota; Sordariomycetes; Diaporthales; Diaporthaceae.